AUGGAUGGUAUAACGAUUCCACACCUGUUUGCUUUGCAGGCGGCGUAUUAUGGAGAUGCGGCGCUGCAUGCCUGGGUUGGCCUGCUGUCUGGGAUCACCUGCACAACGUACAUUCUGGUCUUCAGCGUCUUCUACACAGCCCACCACCCCGAUGCCAAAAUUGCCGUCACCCGGUCUGUGCUGUACUUCAUCUUCCCCGUCAUCGCCGCCGGCGCGGGGGUCAGCGCAUUCCGCAUGUGGUGGAUGCGGCGGCCGCUGCCGCACCUGCGGGAGGCGUACGAUGACAGCGCAGCGGUCAAAGAUCUGCGGGCUGUGUACCGCUUCAAGGACGUGGCGCAGGUCGAGAUGCUGAGCCGCGUGAUGCGCAAGUGGGACGAGGACGGCGUGCCUGACCAGGACGCUGUCGCAUUUGGGGAGUUCAUCGUCAAGUGCGGCAUGGCGCGCUUCCCCAACAACGCGACGCUGCUCAUCAACACCGCCAACAUACACAUCGUGGCGCGCCACGACGGCCAGGCGGCGCGCACCCAGCUGCAGCUGGCUGUGAAGACGUCGCCCUCCCUCAUACAGCGCUACUUCAUCUUUGCGACCCAGGACGUGACUAAGAAGUUAAAAGAUGAGAGUGGAGGCAUGGAUCUGAUGGGCUACAUUGAGUUCCAGCGCAAUUACCGCGCCUGCGUGCGCGCGCACAAGAUGGCGCUCAGCGCGCAGCGUGCCCUGUGGAUGGCCCUGCUGCACGACACCAUCCACUUCAAGAACCUGCAGAGGAGCUUCGCGGCCAUGAACAUGGCGGAGACGCGUGCUACCCAGGUGUACCGCAA
Molecule: messenger RNA, 818 nt
Organism: Monoraphidium neglectum
Lineage: Eukaryota; Viridiplantae; Chlorophyta; Chlorophyceae; Sphaeropleales; Selenastraceae
Exons: 9
Source: RefSeq, a predicted model, not a curated record